CGCGCGCGCAGUCACUCGCCCGCACUGGGUCGCGGCGCCGCGGGGGUGUGUGGGGGAGGCGGCCCCGCCUCCACUCUCGCAAACCCCGUCACCUCAGCGUCUGCGGCCACACCCCCAGCGGGGGGCGGGGGGCGUCUUUAAGAGCCCGCCGCCGCCGCCCGCUCGGUCGGGCUGAGCGCCUGGAGGCCCGGGGAUUGUUCCUGAGGCGCUCGCCGCCGCCUGCGCCUCGCGCCGCCCGCCCGCCGGGGGCUCCACCGCCCUCGCCUCCGCCGCGCUAGCCCGCCGGCCCGGCGCUCGCAGCUCCUCCGCGCGCCCGCCGGGAGCCCGCGUCCCUCGCGCUGCUCCCCCGGCGCCCGAGGUGGCCGCCUCGGGCUAUGGUGACCUCUCAGGAGGAGCCCGCCGCCGAGCGGGGGCCGAGCGAGACGCAGCCGCCCGGCCCCGAGGCGGCCGCCGAGAAGGUGGAGUUAGAUCUGGCGGGGCCGGCGGGCGCCGAGCCCCCUCAGCCUCCUGAAGGCGGCCGCGGCUGGUUGGUGAUGCUGGCGGCCAUGUGGUGUAACGGGUCGGUGUUCGGCAUCCAGAACUCCUGCGGGGUGCUCUUCGUGUCCAUGCUGAAGACCCUGGGCUCCACGGACGAUGACCUGAUGGUCUUUAAGACAGCAUGGGUAAGUUCUCUCUCCAUGGGGAUGAUUUUCUUUUGCUGCCCGAUAGUCAGCGUCUUCACAGACAUAUUUGGUUGUCGGAAAACAGCCGUCGUGGGUGCUGCUGUUGCGUUCAUUGGACUCUUGUCCAGUUCUUUUGUAAGUUCCAUCGAGCCUCUGUACCUUACCUAUGGAAUCAUAUUUGCCUGUGGCUGCUCCUUUGCAUACCAGCCUUCACUGGUCAUUCUGGGACACUAUUUCAAGAAGCGCCUUGGACUGGUGAAUGGCAUUGUCACUGCUGGCAGCAGUAUCUUUACAAUUUUGCUGCCUUUCCUUUUAAGGGUUCUGACUGACAGCGUGGGCCUCUUUUAUACACUGAGGAUCCUCUCCAUCUUCAUGUUUGUUCUCUUUCUGGCUAGCUUCACCUACCGACCUCUUGCUUCCAGUGCCAAAGAUAAAGAGAGUGGAACCGAAGGAAGCAACAGAUUCUCCCUCUUUUCCAGGAGAAAGUUCAGUCCUCCAAAAAAAUUUUUCAAUUUUGCCAUCUUCAAGGUGACAGCUUAUGCAGUGUGGGCCGUUGGAAUACCACUUGCACUUUUUGGAUACUUUGUGCCUUAUGUACACUUGAUGAAAUAUGUCAAUGAAAGAUUUGAAAAUGGAAAAAACAAAGAGGUGGUUCUCAUGUGCAUCGGCAUCACUUCAGGAGUUGGACGGCUGCUCUUCGGCCGGAUUGCAGACUAUGUGCCUGGCGUGAAGAAAGUUUACCUACAGGUGCUUUCCUUUGUCUUCAUUGGUCUCAUGUCCAUGAUGAUUCCCCUGUGUAAUGACUUUGGGGCCCUCAUUGCUGUAUGUCUCAUCAUGGGUCUCUUCGAUGGAUGCUUCAUUUCCAUUAUGGCCCCCACUGCCUUUGAGUUAGUUGACACCUGGGAUGUCUCUCAAGCAAUUGGAUUUCUGCUCGGAUUCAUGUCUAUACCCAUGACUGUGGGCCCACCCAUUGCAGGGUUACUUCGUGAUGAGCUGGGCUCCUAUGACGUGGCAUUCUACCUCGCUGGAAUCCCCCCCCUUAUUGGAAGUGCUGUCCUUUGUUUUAUCCCGUGGAUCCACAGUAAGAAGCAAAGAGAGAUCAGUAAAACCACUGGAGGAGAAAAAAUGGAGACAAUGCUGGAGAACCAGAACUCUCUGCUGUCAAACUCAUCUGGAAUCUUUAAAAAAGACUCUGACUCUGUUAUUUAAUGUCUUAUAUACCUCCACCAGACUGGAUUUGCUUUCAGAAUUUUAAACAGUUUUCCCUUUUAUAUGAAUUGCAAAUUUCUUAUUUUUUAAUCACAUCCUGAGAAUAGCACAGCAAUUGGAAAAUAGAGCCCUGAUUACUCCAAGAACCAUUUUCUGCCACCAAAUAGCCGUUCGGUAUUUCCAUGAGUCUGAGGGCAGAGACUUGGGUACAUGGAAGCAUGUCUGAAAGUCAAAUAUUGUGAGAAUUUGAAGCUAUUUCAGUAAAAAGCAACUCUGGAAACUGUGAAUGUAUUUAGCUUGUACAAAUAUUUAAAAAUACCUCAAGCUAUACUGAAAGGGUUGCAGUUUGGUUAGGACUGGAAAUAUUUUUUGUUGUCUUACAUGGCGUUUUGAGUUCUGGUAUCUCUGUUUUAAUUUCUUCUGCUAUUUGGAAACUUUUUACAAAAUUUAAGCUUGGAUUCUAGACAAUGUCAGAUUUACCUAAACCUCAA
Equus quagga is the source of this 2362-nucleotide messenger RNA. RefSeq names its product solute carrier family 16 member 10 (gene SLC16A10). Gene Ontology annotation, biological process: transmembrane transport. Lineage: Eukaryota; Metazoa; Chordata; Mammalia; Perissodactyla; Equidae. The record is from RefSeq and is a predicted model, not a curated record. Gene Ontology annotation, molecular function: monocarboxylic acid transmembrane transporter activity.